UGGUCCGACGGCCGCCUCAUCGUCGACUUCAUCGGUGCGCAUGCUCAUUGUUGCUGUGUCAUCAGUUCGUUCGUUCGUACAUGAGAUCAACUACAACCACAUGCAUGAAUGCACGGCGAGGCGACUGAUGAUGACGAGCACAUAGACGCAUGGGUGCAGUGGAGAGGCUCGGGACCCCGUACUGGCCGCCCUACUUGGCCGGGAAGACGGCGGAGGACUUCCGGUACGGAGCCAACUUCGCGGUGGGGAGCGCCACCGCGCUGAGCCAGGACUUCUUCAAGAAGCGCCACCUCAACGUCGACCAGAUCACGCCCUACUCCCUCGCCGUCCAGAUCGGCUGGUUCCAAAAAUUGCUCGCCGUGCUUGCUUCCACGGACAAUGAGCGAGAAGAGAUCAUGGCGACCUCCUUGUUCCUGGUGGGAGAGAUCGGCGCCAACGACUACAUCCACCCCAUCUUCCAAAACAAGACGCUCGGUUGGAUCAAACCCGUGGUGCCCCUCGUCGUCGCGUCCAUCGUGUCAUCCCUGGCGGCUCUGAUCCAGCUCGGCGCCAGGACGCUGUACGUGCCGGGCGUCUUCCCGCUGGGCUGCACGCCCCGGGUUCUCUUCCUCUUCCGCGGCAGCGCCCCCGGCGACUACGACCCGGCCACCGGCUGCCUCCGGUGGCUCGACGACCUCGUCGUCCUCCACAACGCCCUCCUCAAGGUGAAGCUCGCGGAGCUCCGCCGCGCCCACCCGGGCGUCUCCGUCACUUACGUCGACUACUCCGGCGAGGUCCUCGGCGUCGUCACCUCCCCGAGGCGGCACGGGUUCGAUGAGCGCACGGUGCUGGAUGCCUGCUGCGGCGGCGGCGGGCCGCACAACGCCAACUUCACCGUGCAUUGCACGGAGCCGGGCGCCGUGCAGUGCGCCGACCCGGCUCGGUACGUGUCGUGGGAUGGGCUGCACAUGACGGAGGCGGUGUACCGGAUCAUGGCUCGUGGGAUCCUGGACGGUCCGUUCGCAGCGCCUCCCAUUAUGUGCGGAUGUAAGAAGACGGCAUCCCUUUAAAGGAAUUGAUCGUUGCUAUAAUGCAUCUCACGAUGGAUGCGGAUUAAAACCCUUCUUGUAGUGCGAGGCGUAAAAACUGUCCCUUUUAAAUUCGAAA
Panicum virgatum (switchgrass) is the source of this 1146-nucleotide messenger RNA. RefSeq names its product GDSL esterase/lipase At1g28600-like. Gene Ontology annotation, molecular function: hydrolase activity, acting on ester bonds. The transcript is spliced from 2 exons. The record is from RefSeq and is a predicted model, not a curated record. Bases 150 to 1049 code for a protein of 299 amino acids. Lineage: Eukaryota; Viridiplantae; Streptophyta; Magnoliopsida; Poales; Poaceae.